Messenger RNA from Arabidopsis lyrata subsp. lyrata, 2672 nucleotides. RefSeq names its product cyclic nucleotide-gated ion channel 17. The record is from RefSeq and is a predicted model, not a curated record. Gene Ontology annotation, biological process: potassium ion transport; transmembrane transport. The transcript is spliced from 6 exons. The coding region runs from base 259 to 2433 and encodes 724 amino acids. Gene Ontology annotation, molecular function: voltage-gated potassium channel activity. Gene Ontology annotation, cellular component: membrane. NCBI's taxonomy places the organism in Eukaryota, Viridiplantae, Streptophyta, Magnoliopsida, Brassicales, Brassicaceae.
UUUUCUUAAAGGUGAAAAAAAAAGCAAAGAAGGUACGCUCUCUGACUCGUCCCCGUGACUCAGUGGUUCCCUCCUUCAAUCAAUCCUCUCCGGAGGAAUUAAACAAAACCAACAAUUUUUCUCAGAUUUAGAGAGAGAGUAAGAGUGAGAGUGUCAGAGACACGAGUCAAAGAAAUGAUUUUUAAAAACUUCUGUUCGUAAUUUUGGUUUGUUUAGAUCAAAAGGUUUUUUUUUUUACUCGAGCUUGAGCUUCUUCUAAUGGAGUUAAGGAAGGACAAGCUUCUUAUGUUUUAUUCAGAGGGGAAAGAACGCAAAGAAGCUAUUUGGGCAGUGAAUGAUCCAAUGAGCAAAUCUUAUAAGCUCUCUUUACCUUCAGCACUAAGACCUGAUAAUCUCUUACCUGGAAAUAGACUUAGAUACACUGAUGCUUCUAAAGCUAGUAAUAACAAGUCCAAAUCUUCCAAAGUCUCAUGGUACAAGACAAUUCUUGAUCCAGGAAGUGAGAUUGUCUUGAAAUGGAAUUGGGUCUUCAUUGUCUCGUGUAUGGUUGCUCUCUUCAUCGACCCGUUGUAUUUCUUCGUGCCAGCUAUAGGAGGGGAUAAAGAUUAUCCUUGCGCAAGGACUGAUACGAGUUUAAGCAUCCUUGUUACCUUCUUCAGGACAAUUGCGGAUCUUUUCUACUUGCUGCACAUUUUCAUUAAGUUUAGGACUGGUUUCAUUGCGCCUAAUUCAAGUACUAGAGUGUUUGGUAGAGGUGAGCUGGUGAUGGAUCCUAAGGCAAUUGCUUGGAGGUAUCUUAAAUCUGACUUCAUCAUUGAUCUCAUUGCGACGUUACCACUUCCACAAAUAGUUAUCUGGUUUGUUAUAUCGACCACAAAAAGUUACCGGUUUGAUCAUAACAACAAUGCUAUUGCUUUGAUUGUGCUCCUCCAAUACAUCCCAAGGUUCUAUUUGAUAAUUCCGUUAAGUUCUCAAAUCGUCAAAGCGACUGGAGUGGUUACAAAGACUGCGUGGGCUGGAGCUGCUUAUAACCUGUUGCUAUACAUGCUAGCUAGUCAUGUACUUGGUGCUGCGUGGUAUAUAUUAUCGGUUGAUAGAUAUACAUCGUGCUGGAAAUCACGAUGCGACAGAGAACGUGGCCUAGUUAAUUGUCAGCUAUAUUACUUAGACUGUGAUUCAAUGUAUGACGACAAUCAGAUGAAUUGGGCAAAUGUCACAAAAGUGUUUAAACUCUGUGAUGCACGGAAUGGCGAGUUCAAGUAUGGGAUAUUCGGGAACGCAAUCACGAAAAAAGUUGUGUCUUCAAACUUCUUCGAGAGAUAUUUCUACUGUUUGUGGUGGGGAUUGCAGCAGCUUAGUUCUUAUGGACAGAAUUUGUCCACGACCAUGUUCAUGGGCGAAACCACAUUUGCUGUUCUCAUAGCAAUCUUUGGUCUUGUCCUCUUUGCCCAUCUCAUUGGGAAUAUGCAGACAUAUCUGCAAUCUUUGACUGUACGGCUUGAGGAAUGGAGAUUGAAGAAGAGAGACACGGAGGAGUGGAUGAGACAUCGCCAACUUCCUGAAGAAUUGAGAAACCGUGUGAGGCGAUAUGAGCAGUAUAAGUGGCUUGCAACAAGAGGAGUCGAUGAAGAGGUUCUCCUGCAAAGCUUACCCACUGAUCUUCGCCGUGAUAUUCAACGUCACCUAUGUUUAGACCUUGUUAGAAGAGUCCCAUUUUUCUCUCAAAUGGAUGAUCAGUUACUUGAUGCGAUAUGUGAGCGCCUGGUUUCUUGUCUGUGUACCGAAGGGACUUACCUUGUACGUGAAGGUGACUUGAUCUCAGAGAUGCUCUUCAUCAUCAGAGGUAGACUGGAGAGUUCCACAACCAAUGGAGGCAGAACCGGUUUCUUCAACUCGAUAAUACUAAGACCUGGAGAUUUCUGUGGGGAAGAGCUUCUUUCUUGGGCUUUGCUUCCAAAAUCAACCUUGAAUUUACCGUCUUCUACAAGAACAGUUAGGGCUUUAGUUGAAGUCGAAGCAUUCGCUCUUCGAGCUGAAGAUUUGAAGUUUGUUGCAAAUCAGUUUAGGCGGUUACACAGCAAGAAGCUUCAACAUACUUUCAGAUUCUACUCUCACCAUUGGAGAACUUGGGCUGCUUGCUUCAUACAAGCGGCUUGGCGCAGGUACAAGAGAAGAGUUAUGGAGAAUAACCUCACUGCGAUUGAAUCAAUGGAAAAUGAAGAAGGAGAAGUAGGAGAAGAAGUAGAAGAAGAAGAAGAAGAGUGUGUUGAGGAGAGUCCUAGAACAAAGAUGAACCUUGGAGUUAUGGUUUUGGCAUCGCGUUUUGCAGCUAAUACAAGACGCGGUGUUGCAGCUCAAAGAGUUAAGGAUGUCGAAUUGCCUCGGUUUAAGAAACCUGAAGAGCCUGAUUUCUCUGCUGAGCAUGAUGAUUGACUGAUUUAUAACCAGGAAAAGAAGCUGACUUUAUUUCACAGGAGAUUUGUAUGACAAGAACACUACAGAUUAAGUUUCCUGGUCCUUUGGGAGACAAAGAAAGAAACUCAAGGCGGGUUUUGAUUUUGUACACUAAAACAUCUUUGUAAUAUAAGCUUGGAAAUUUUGUUUUGUUGUACUAUUAAAGAACUCGUUUUUAGAUCCUCUAAAUGUAAAUAUGAGGAACUUGAAGUGGAUUA